AUUUAAUUAAUAAAAAUAAUGAGUAAUUACAUACCUGAGACUAGGACCUUUGGUAAAUUUGAUCCUUUAUUUACCAAUAAGUAUGAUAAAGUAGGACCAGAAUUUGGAGUAUUAUAAUAAUGUAGAGUUAUUGGCAAAUAUUUUAGUGAAAAGUGAUUAUCUUGCAGCAAAUGUUGGAAAGUUUGAGGUACAAGCUGAGAUUCCUUAAUAAAUUGAAGGAUUGGUUAGAAGGACAGCUAUAACAUGUAAGAGUAUAGAUUGAUAAGUAAAGAAAGAACUCCAGCAACAAUGGCAUGGUUUAGAAGAACAACUUCAUUUGAAAGAAAUGGAAUUUUCAAUAUUCAUACUCCAGUUAUGAAUACUAGAAUAUUACCUUGGAUAUUCUUCAUUUUCAUAGCCUAUGGUUGGUAAGGUUUCUAAGUUUCUUCAUGGAACAGUGUUUAAAAGAAAGAUUCCAAUGAGCCGUAAAAAUAUUUGAAUUAUAUUAUAUAGUCGUAAUACUCCUUAUGAUAAAUUAUCUUUGAGAGAAUUACCACCUGCUAAGAGUUGGGCUAGACCAGGUUGAGUAGGUUAAAUGAAUAAUAAUAAUUAUUAUUAUUAUAUGAUCAAUCAAAACA
Paramecium sonneborni is the source of this 617-nucleotide messenger RNA. The record is from the annotation of a GenBank genome assembly. NCBI's taxonomy places the organism in Eukaryota, Ciliophora, Oligohymenophorea, Peniculida, Parameciidae.